CAGAUCAUGUUUUGCACUUUGAACACUCACAAGGCUGAUAUGGACAAGCUCUUAGGUGCACAAAUCGGCCUUGAAGAUUUCAUAUUUGCCCACGUAAAAGGACAACGAAAAGAAGUGGAAAUUGUUAAAACUGAUGAUGUGCUUGGGCUUACCAUUACAGACAAUGGGACUGGCUGUGCCUUUAUAAAGCGAAUCAAAGAAGGAAGCCUUAUGGACCAAACCAAAAUUGUCUGUUUGGGUGAUCACAUAGAGACUAUAAAUGGAAAAAAUGUGUCACGUUGCCGGCAUUAUGAAGUUGCCAAAAUGCUAAAAGACCUGGAGAGAGGUCGGAUGUUCAAGCUGGAGCUGAUAGAGCCUGUGAAAGCUUUUGAAAAGCUGGAACCGAGGUCCAAAGGUGGAAGUCUGCCAGAGGCUAAAAUUUCUAGAGGGAGAGAAACACUUCGGCUGAGAACCAAAGGCCCUGCUACUGUGGAGGAAAUGCAGACUGAAGUUGAAGAAAAAGCAAUUAAAAAAGUGGAUGAGCUUCUUGAAACGUACAUGGGGAUCAGAGAUCUUGAAUUAG
This is a messenger RNA of Leptosomus discolor (cuckoo roller), 562 nucleotides long. Lineage: Eukaryota; Metazoa; Chordata; Aves; Leptosomiformes; Leptosomidae. The record is from RefSeq and is a predicted model, not a curated record.